GAAAGGAGAUAGAAAGUCCCCGUAAACGGUCUUUGGCUGACAUCCCCUCAAGUCUACAGCACAUUAAAAAGAAAUGACCACCCUCCUGCCAGAAGACACAGUAGAGUCCCAAGGCUCAGAUGAGCUUGAAUGCAAGAUCUGUUACAACCGCUAUAACCUGAGACAGAGGAAGCCUAAAGUCCUGGAAUGUUGCCACAGAGUAUGUGCCAAAUGUCUCUGCAAGAUCAUUGAUUUCGGGGACUCUCCUCAGGGGGUCAUCGUUUGCCCGUUCUGUAGGUUUGAGACGUGCCUACCCGACGAUGAGGUCGGCAGCCUUCCCGACGACAACAACAUCCUCGUGAAUUUGGCUUAUGGGGGGAAGGGGAAGAAGUGCCUGCCAGACAAUCCCACGGAACUCUUACUGACUCCCAAAAGACUAGCCUCUCUCGUUAGCCCGUCUCACACGUCCUCCAACUGCCUGGUUAUAACCAUCAUGGAAGUACAGAGGGAGAGCCCACCGACCCUGAACUCGACCCCUGUGGUGGAAUUCUACAGGCCCACAAGCUUUGACUCCGUGGCCUCCGUGCCCCAAAACUGGACCGUGUGGAACUGUACGUCCUUGCUCUUCCAGACUUCAAUCCGAGUCCUCGUUUGGUUGCUAGGUUUGCUGUAUUUUAGUUCUUUGCCUUUAGGGAUCUACUUACUGGUAUCAAAGAAAGUCACCCUCGGGGUAGUCUUCGUCAGUCUCGUUCCCUCGAGUCUCGUUAUUCUCAUGGUUUAUGGCUUUUGCCAGUGUAUAUGCCACGAGUUUCUGGACUGUAUGUCUUCUUAA
Messenger RNA from Gekko japonicus, 811 nucleotides. RefSeq names its product ring finger protein 182 (gene RNF182). Lineage: Eukaryota; Metazoa; Chordata; Lepidosauria; Squamata; Gekkonidae. Bases 74 to 811 code for a protein of 245 amino acids. The record is from RefSeq and is a predicted model, not a curated record. The transcript has a single exon.